CUCCUCUCUAUAGGUUCUCUGGUGAGGUUUUGUAAGGUCCGGAAAGAGCAGUUGUAAAACAGAGGCUCUGUACCUCAGAGAGGAUCAGUAGAGAGGUGAGUGAUGAUCUAUCAUGAAGCACAGCUGCAUCCACUGGUUUCGGAAGGGUCUUCGCCUGCAUGAUAACCCUGCUCUAAAAUAUGCUUUACACGACUGCAAGCACAUGUAUCCAGUGUUUAUACUGGACCCCUGGUUCCCCAAGAAUGCUCAGGUUGGCAUCAACAGGUGGAGGUUCCUCAUUGAAGCCCUCAAAGACCUGGAUUCCAGUCUGAGGAAACUCAACUCCAGGCUUUUCGUUAUUCGAGGGGUGCCCAGGGAAGUUUUUCCAAGGCUGUUUGAGGAGUGGAAAGUUACACGGCUGACUUUUGAGGUCGACUCAGAGCCAUACAGUCAAAAAAGGGACAAGGAAGUGAUGGACUUGGCUAAACAGCAUGGUGUAGAAAUCAUUACCAAGAUCUCCCACACUCUUUACAACUUGGAAAGGGUUAUUGAAGAGAAUAAUGGAAAGGCUCCUCUGACCUACGUUCGCUUCCAGACUGUUUUAAAUAAAAUUGGCCCACCUAAAAGGCCAGUACCUGCACCAACCAGAGAGGAUAUGAAAGGCGUAUCAACACCAAGCUCGGAGACAGAUAAGGAGAAUUAUGGGGUACCAACUUUGGACGAGCUUGGACAGGAUUCCACAACAUUAGGACCAGUACUUUACCCAGGAGGAGAGCAGGAAGCUCUGCGCAGACUGGACGAAUACAUGCAGCGCACGAACUGGGUGUGCAGUUUUGAGAAACCCCAGACGUCCCCCAAUGCCCUGAAGCCCAGCACCACCGUCCUCAGCCCAUACGUCAAAUUCGGAUGCCUGUCCGCACGCACUUUCUGGUGGCGCCUCGCUGAAGUGUACCAUGGGAAGAAACACUCUGCACCGCCGGUCUCCCUGCAUGGUCAGCUGCUGUGGAGAGAGUUCUUCUACACUGCAGCUUAUGGAAUCCCGAACUUCAACAAAAUGGAAGGCAACACAAUCUGUGUGCAGGUGGACUGGGACAGUAAUCCGGAGCACCUCGCCGCCUGGAGGGAGGCUCGAACCGGCUUCCCCUUCAUCGAUGCUAUAAUGACACAGCUGCGGCAGGAAGGCUGGAUUCAUCACCUGGCCCGACACGCCGUGGCCUGCUUCCUGACCCGAGGGGACCUGUGGAUCAGCUGGGAAGAAGGCCAGAAGGUGUUUGAAGAGCUGUUGCUGGAUGCUGACUGGGCACUGAACGCAGGAAACUGGCAGUGGCUCUCAGCCAGCGCAUUCUUUCACCAGUACUUCAGAGUCUACUCCCCCAUUGCGUUUGGGAAGAAGACAGACAAGAAUGGAGACUACAUCAAGAAAUAUCUCCCAAUACUAAAGAAAUUCCCAGCUCAGUACAUAUACGAACCCUGGAAAGCACCAAAGAGUAUCCAGGAGCAGGCAGGGUGUAUCGUGGGAAAAGAUUACCCUCGUCCAAUUGUGGACCACGACACCAUCAGCAAGAAAAACAUCCAGAGAAUGAAAGCAGCGUACGCCAAGCGCUCCCCUGACUCGAGUGACGGCUCCGCUGAGAGGAAAGGACAGAAACGAAAAUCAGCGUCCAUCAUGGAAAUGCUCACGAAGAAGGCAAAGAAAUAAACAGGUUUCAUAACCAGUGUGAAGAGGACAUGGGUCAGAUGCUCGUUAUCGCCCUUAAAAUUGUUCUUUGUUUACAGCCAGAGAUUCAGAGAUUAAUCAGGAAAACUGAACAUGUUUUUUUUCGACAGCCUUUUAUUAUUAAGAUGCUAAAACACAUCCAUGGUGCUUCACCCAGCACUUAAACACAAAACUCAGGAGCUGAGAUUUUCAGCUAUGGCAUAAUUAAUCACAAAUGUUUUUU
Molecule: messenger RNA, 1919 nt
Organism: Astyanax mexicanus (Mexican tetra)
Lineage: Eukaryota; Metazoa; Chordata; Actinopteri; Characiformes; Acestrorhamphidae
Gene: cry5
Product: cryptochrome circadian regulator 5
Exons: 11
Coding region: 113-1678 (521 amino acids)
Biological process (GO): circadian regulation of gene expression; entrainment of circadian clock by photoperiod
Cellular component (GO): nucleus; cytoplasm
Molecular function (GO): FAD binding; DNA binding
Source: RefSeq, a predicted model, not a curated record